AAUGAACGUAGGCAAGGAUUGAAUCGUCAACAGAGGUCUAAAAGGCCUGAACAGCAAAUUUACCGUCCAGGUCAACUUCGUCAGAGCAAAGUAUGCAAAUCAGGGGAGAGAAGUGGUGAUAUUGGUAGAGAUGAUGAUGAUAGUUUAGCAGGGGCGGACGCCUGGGUAGGAGGUGAAUUGCAAGUAAAUUCAACUGAUGAAGAUAAAGGUAAUGGCAGCAGAGAAAGUAGUGGGGACAUCACUUAUGAUGAUAUUAAUCAACGCCUGGACAACCUCUACAUUGAAUCUCCACCACGUGAAAUUGAUUCCAAGACCAAGCGAGAUACAAAUGAUACUCUGUCAGCACAUGAUGAUGAUGGUGUGUGUUCCACUAGUACACACAGCCCUGAUGACAAAAGUUGGACAGCUGAUAGAGAAAAAGAUGGUGGAAAGCGCAGAGGCAAAAGACCUGACAUAAAAAUAUAUGUGCCGCGAGCAAGGUUAGGGGACAGGGAGAAAAAAAGUGAGGAAAAGGAUGAUGUAUUUGAGAGUGCAUCGCCGUCACGGAGUAAUGACUGUAGAGAUAAAGGGUUUGAUAAGAUGUUACCAGAACAGCUGGAUGAAAUUGUUGUCUCUGACUCUGCAGACAGCCUCAGAAAAGUGCAAGUCAAGACUAAAGGGGGUGCCAUGAAAGUUACUGUCAUGAACGAGUCAUUAACAUCUGGUGGGGAAAAUUCUCCGACUUUACCACGCAAAGAAUUGGGGCCUGUGCGGGGGAAGAAUUAUCAGAAGCCGGUACAAAAUACCAGAGCUUCUCCUGGGCCGGAUGCCAAUUUGAAACAAAAAAAUAAAGAUUUUGAUAAUAAGGCAAUAGUGCCUCCUCGAGGUACGGAAAAAUUCAGCCGCCAGUUUGAGAGUAGCAAGAAAGGUAAAGGGAAACAUGAAUUUGGUCAUAAUGAGGUAACGGUAAGUCAAGAUAUUAGAAAAAAUUUUCCACAGAAAGUUGAACGGUCUGUUAAAUCAUUGAACAAAAACCGAAGGUCAAAUUCCAGUGACUCAAGGCCUAAAGAUCAUGGGAAAAGUGAAGCAAACAGUUGUCAGUCAGAUAAAGGUCAAUUUUCAAGUGAAACUUUUCCUCGGACAAAGGUUCCUAACAACAAAAGCUCCAAGACAGGUGGAAAAGAUACAUUCACUCAGAGCAAAAACGGGAAAGAUACAUAUGGUACAAACAAAGGUCCAGUCCGUGAAGGGGAGAAAUUUUACUGGGGCAUGCGAAGACAAAGAACAGGGAGCAUUAGUAGUGAGGCCAGUAUUGCAAGCAAUCCGAGCAAUGGAUCCUUCUACAGUGGAAGCAGUGAUUUUACAGAAGAUGAUGAACCCGAGCAUAUUUUAAACUGGGGAGAGGAAGUUGAGAAGGCCCAUCUUGAAGAGCUGGCUCGGCUGGUCCAUGACGGGGCAAAGAAAUUAACAAACAGUCUGGAUUCUUAUCCAGGGUUUGGCCCAACGGAGGGCAAUGCUGGAACUGAAAAGAAAAUAGAGGUUCCUUCUACGUUAGAUCGUCAAAAGUCUGUUUCAGCUGAUGAAAUUUAUCAUGGUAAAGCUAAGGAGGGCGGGAGGACACGACAUAGAAGACACAGGCACAGAAAAAACUCUUCACGUCAGGGAAGUCGAGAUUCUUCUGUUCACAGCAGUAUUCAUGGGGAAGAUGGUUUCAGUGAAAGAGGCCACAGGCGGAGGAGGAGGCAGCGUCGGAACUCUCAGGGAUCCCAAGGAGGCUAUGAACAUCACCACAAUCGUCUACAGCAGAAACAACAGCAGCAGCAACACGAAGACAGGCACUAUGCAGAAAGUGGUGGGGAUUCUGGCCGAAAUAACAGGUCAGGUCUGCAAGUUACCAUUGGUGACCACAACAGGCAUGUGGAAAUCAGUAGAAGUGGUGGGCCUCGGCAGAGGCAUCGGAGUGAUGAGAAGUGGGACCCUAAUAAUGUGAGAGAUUAUGACGUAGAAGAAGGAGAAGAGGACUGGGAGAGAAAUUAUGAUUAUGGGGAAGACAGAGAAUUUAAAAGAGAUGAUAGGCAUGGUCAGCAGAAAUGGGAAAAAGAGCAUCCGCCACGGUUCAAGAGAGAAGGUGUAGGUGCUGGUAGAAGUAGAAGAGGAAGUGUUAGGGAUGAGAUCCAGAGACAGCAGAGUGGGAGAGAGAAAGAAGAAAGAAACAGACAUGAGGAGCAUGGAAAUAAUGAAGAGAGGGGUGAGUUAAAACAAGAAAAGGACUUUGAUCAAAGGCACAGUGGUGAUCAGAGGGCAGUACAUCCAGCACAUGAUGCAAGUGCUGGGGGCAGGAGCUGUCAGCGAGGAGGUAGGGGACAGGGAAGAAAUGUUAACAAAGCCAAAAGCCGAAGGAGAGAUGAGAGAGAUGAAAACUGCAAUCAGCAUGAGCAGCGACAUCCCAUUCAGAGAGCGGGCUCUUUAAACCAUGAAGACACCGCCGCAUCCCAGAAAGCCAGAGGUGGCGGAUUGCUCCGGCUGCCGAGCCAACCAGAGCCACCACGCCCUCACAGCAACCCAAGCCCCGCCAGUCAUGCUGAUCACGCAUUUCAUCACCACGCUGAUAACUUUGGCGGAGGUGGGCCUUCUAGCAGUGCACAGGGGUCCAACACUCGUGGUCCAGCGCAGGGCAAACGUCAUCUCUUCGACCCCAAAAACCCAUCAAAGCCCAUAAUGGUUCCAGAUGCAGCCCCAAGAUUUGAAGACACAGACAAAGGCUCCUCCCCUGGUGCAGUCUCUGGACAUAUACCUUCCUCCCCUGACAGCCCCCAAACUCUUCCCUACCCCCAAGUCUUUUACCCCACAGAGUUCAUGCAUCCCAUGUACAGAUUUAGACCACCAAUGGCACCUUUCCCUCCUUUCAUGGGAGGCUACCCACCAGGGUCCAUCCCGCCUCAUGUAUUCUACAGAUUUCCUCGUAUGACACCGCCUGAUAUGGGAUUCUACAAUAGGUGAGAGGGUUAAAAGAUUCUGUCUUUUGAAAAGUAUUGUAAGCUUUAAAAAAAAAUGAUUUCUACAACUUCUCUUAACUUUUUUUUUUAAAAGGUUUUAUUUAUGACUCUAUUGGUUGCAGUGGUUUUUUGCUCCACUAAAUCUUAGGUGUAAGUAUAAUAUAUAGUUAUGUAUAGAGUGAUGGCCAUUUUAAGUCCAUAAAUUAAUUUAAAAAAAACAAACUUUCAUAAUAUUUUACACUGCAGUUCCUUGUAUUUAUUCUUGUUUGGCAGCCCAGCUGAAAUGGACAGUGAAGGUUUGAUGUCAUCCUCAUCAAGGGCACAGUGUCGAAUGAUGGCUGAGCAGAUUUUGAGAGACUCUGUACCAUUUGAAAGUCAACUUGGUAACAUAUUGUCCAGAAGGCCCAACUCAGAGGACAGUUUCAGAAUGGUCAAUCAGAUACGGUAAGAUCAAGGGAGAAAAUUAUAUAUAAAUAACAAGUAGCUAGAACUAGAAAGAGACUGAGAUAAAAUUUUAGAAGAAUAGUACAUAAAUCAAUGCUGCACCUGUUUCCUUUAGCAUUUGCUCUGGGGUAAUAUCUUGACACAAUUUCUCUAAGAAUAACCUUGUUGUUGUCACUACCUUAAAGUAUAUUAUAAGUAAAAAAGAAACAUCAACCAAAGGUUCAAUUUAGUGUUCAACCUCGUCUUAAUGUUUUUAAAUAAAAAGAAACAUUUUAUCACCAACGAUUUGGUUUGAAUGCCCACAGAGCAGAGCUCCAAAACCGUCUGGAGCAGGUGAUGUUGAUGGACAUAGAGGUAGCCAACAAGCACAACGUCGAGCAGACCUUGUGGAAGUCGGUGUACUACCAGGUGAUUGAAUCUCAUCGCAAGAGAAUUGUGGAGGAUUCCAAGGAUUUUGUGUCCAAGCAACGAUUGAUAGAUGUUUUAGAUGAGGUGAGGGCAUCAUGUGAACCAAGUUUUUAUAGCUAGAAACCUAAGACAUUUUCAAUGAGAUCAAAGCAUCAAGUGAUCCAUGUUUUUAUAGCUAGAAACCUAAGAUGUUUUCAAUGAGGUCAGGGCAUCAAGUGAUCCAUGUUUUUGUAGUUGGAAACCUAAGACGUUUUCAAUGAGGUCAGGGCAUCAAGUGAUCCAUGUUUUUGUAGUUGGAAACCUAAGACGUUUUCAAUGAGGUCAGGGCAUCAAGUGAUCCAUGUUUUUGUAGUGGGAAACUUAAGACGUUUUCAAUGAGGUCAGGGCAUCAAGUGAUCCAUGUUUUUGUAGUUGGAAAUCUAAGACGUUUUCAAUGAGGUCAGGGCAUCAAGUGAUCCAUGUUUUUUAUAGCUAGAAACCAAAAAGAAAAAACUUUAGUUAGAGACGUUUAUUUUGUCUUAGCACUUUCAUUUUAUUUUAAAUUUUGUAACAAUAAUGGUGUUAUAUAUUUUUUGUUCAGCAUAAUUUUAAAAAGCUUCAUGUUAAAUUUUCAUGAAUAUAAUUAUUAUAAAUGGAUUCCUUUGUCUGUAUAAUAUUGUUUUGUGGUUAUAUUAAAGACAACUCAUUUCUCAGGAAUAAUGUAACAAAUAAAAUUAUCUGAAAUGGAAAAAGAUACCCGGUACUUUCAUUCCUAAUAUGAUUUGAAGAAAAUUAAGUAACUUUAUGGACGUUACUAAUUAUGUUAGCUAAUCGUAAUGAGAAGCUAUAGAUUAUUAAGAUUCGCUUUGUGAUUCACAGUGGAAAGUCUGAUACACCUGCUUUAUUGCCAAAAGGGUGAAUAAAUAUUCUUCCAUUAAAAUUAAAUGGAAAUGUGCAUGAGCUGGCACUCAGUCAAGCGUCACAUAAAAUUAAGUUCAAUAUAAUGCGCUGCUCUCAUUUGCACUUUCAUGAUUCAACAGGGAACUCGAUUCUUUGAAAAUGUUCUGAAAAAACUCCAGAGCACUUUUGGAUUUGAUCUUGAAGUGUUUUCUGAUGGAAACAAGCCAGUGCCUGAGAAUGUGGGUCGCAAUGUGAAGUUUGCCCUGCUUAGUGCUCAGAGGGUUAUGAUGUUUUUAGGGGACAUCUCACGCUACAAGGAGCAAGCUUCAGACACAACAAACUAUGGCAAGGCCAGGCAGUAAGUCUCUAGAUAAGUGUGUCAGACUCUUCUUCUAUUAGUAGCGCAAUGUUUGCAGGGUGAAGAGGAUUGAAAAACCCAGUUAAUGGUGUGAACUUUUUAUUCUUAUUCUUGAAAGACAUGACAUCAAUUUUGGUUUACAAAUAAGAGCAGUCCUAAUUGUGAUUUGUGGGGAAAAAAAAUAAUGUCUGAAGGUAAGGCAAGAUAAAUUAACCAAAAGUCAUGUUGUUUUCAUCCCCCAAAAUGGGGAACAAGUCACAUUUUAUACUAAUAUUUUAUUUAAAUUUAUUAUAGCUGGUACCUCAAAGCUCAACGUAUUCAUCCUCGUAAUGGCAGACCAUAUAAUCAACUGGCUAUUUUAGCUGUCUAUACAGUAAGUAAUAGUGAAAUAUACAUUUUUGUAGUAGCUAGCAGGAAUUAAACAGCUUUGAGUGCAUUUAGUUAAAUUAACGGAUGAAUUUAAAAUCCAUUCAUAUUUCAUGUCUGCUUUUUAUUAUCGAUAAGCAAAAAACAUUGAAUUUGGCCAGGGGAAAGGGGGGGGGGGGGGGGCGCUGUGGGCAUCACUGAUAGACCUGCUUUCAUUGUUUCAAUAUUUGGUAAACAUUUUAAAGAUCAUAUAUUAAACUUUGACUUAAUUUUGAGAUAUGACAAAUAAGCAAAAAACAUUGAAUUUGGCCAGGGGAAAGGGGGGGGGGGGUGGGCGCUGUGGUCAUCCCUGAUAGACCUGCUUUCAUUGUUUCAAUAUUUGGUAAACAUUUUAAAGAUCAUAUAUUAAACUUUGACUUAAUUUUGAGAUAUGACAUCAAGUAAGAUUAUGAUAUGAAGAUUAUUAUAACUAGUGUAAAUAACACCAUGCAUUUCUUGCACUGCAGAGACGAAAGCUUGAUGCUGUGUACUAUUAUAUGAGAAGUCUUGCUGCAAGUAAUCCAAUUCUGACUGCUAGGGAAUCUCUUAUGUCUUUGUUUGAUGAAGUCAGGAGAAAGGUAAUUUUGUUUUAGAUACAUGUGUUUUGUUACAGAUCUUUUAACACCCUAAAUCAGUGGUUUUCUGACUCUGCCUUAGUCUGCACCCAUAAUAAUAAGGCCGUUCUUGUUGCACCAUUUAUCUCAAGACCAAAUAUUUAGGAAGUAACCCAACCAGACCCAGCCCUCCCAAGUAACCCAACCAGACCCAGCCCUCCAAGUAUGCCAACCAGACCCAGACCCUAAAAGCAAUAUGAAACAGCUCUCCUAAAUUAUUGCUUCUCUUAUAAGAACAAUAGUUAAUUUGUGUGCCUACAAACUUAUGUUUUUCUUGAAAUAACUGAAAAGAGGUAAAAAAAUGAAUACAGUAGGGAAGAUUUAUUGUGAUCAUGUAUCUGUUUAAUGAAACUUGAAUAACUGAAAAUUGGACAAACGUACACAUAUUAUGAAUUUUAAAAUCUUUUGAAAUUUUAUUCUAAUUUUUUAAAGCAGCUGAUUCUAAUAACCAGUGAUGACAAAUAACAGCACCUGCUGUAUGUUUUGUUCCUGGGUGUCUGAUCCAAGUGCUUUAAGCAAAGGAGCUAGCUUUCUUUCUUUAUAUAACUUAAUUUUAAGUGAAUUAUACAUUUAAUGAAUGGGGAAAGGCAAUUUAUCUGUUUGUUACCAAGGAAAAUUUUUCUCAGUGCUCAAAGUUUUUUUUUGUGUGUGUGUUCAUUUUGCAAGGUUGAUGCUGCUGAGAAAAAGAGAUUUGAAGAUAGGAGGCGCAGAAUGGCACUAAGACGCAAACCUCAAAUUCGAGGGCCUCGAGUAGAAAUCUGGGUCCAGCCAGAUGGGACAAGUACACAGGACAGGGUUGAGGAAGGAGAGGAAGAUGAUGACCUUAGUUCGUUGUCUGUCUUUGAGGUGGGUUUGACAUGGGAGUGGUUUGUUAUGACUGGGACAUAAGCUAUACAUAGUGAUAACGUGUACAGCUUUAUGGUUUAUUUUUUAUUUACUCCCUCUAUUACUCUGUACAAGUUUAUGACUUUUUUUGUUGGAUAUGAAUCUGACAAUGCAUUAAGUUGUGAGGUUUUAAUUCAGGAAUUUUUAAUCAAACUUCUAAUAAAGGAUACAUUUUUUAAUAAAUUAUAAAUAUAGGAUAUUUAUCUCAAUAUAUUUAUGUUAACACACUUAGUCUAAAGGUAAAUAAUUGUGCAUGUUUUACUUUUACCAGUUGAAUAAACGCUUUGUCCUCACUUACCUCAAUGUGCAUGGGAAACUCUUUACCAAGAUCAAGUAAGUUUCCUUUCCCAUGCUCCAUUUAGUAGGUCAAAACAACAUGCGACAAAAUACCACUUAGUCCCAUUGUUACCGCCCCCAGUCUUGAUGUUAUCCAUAUAGAAUAAAAUAUAUUUUUCAAUAACUAAUGUAUUCAACACAUAAUGCUAUAUUUAUUUAUAAAACCUUUUUUUUUUUUUUAAAUCUGCAAAUUAAAAUUUUUUUAUUUACAAUUCUAAUUGAAUUUUCGUGUACUUGAAUAAAUUUCUAUAAUUGAAAAUACCCUAAUACUUUGUCCAUAAAACAAAAUUUAAAAAUAUUAAUUUAUCUCUNAAACAACAUGCGACAAAAUACCACUUACUCCCAUUUUUACCUCCCCCAGUCUUGAUUUUAUCCAUAUAAAAUAAAAUAUAUUUUUCAAUAACUAAUGUAUUCAACACAUAAUGCUAUAUUUAUUUAUAAAACCUUUUUUUUUUUUUUAAAUCUGCAAAUUAAAAUUUUUUUAUUGACAAUUCUAAUUGAAUUUUCGUGUACUUGAAUAAAUUUCUAUAAUUGAAAAUACCCUAAUACUUUGUCCAGAAAACAAAAUUUAAAAAUAUUAAUUUAUCUCUUAAUUGCUCUUCCAUGCAUGAAAUCAUGUAAUGUAAGAAUAUCAAGUUUGUAGAAACUGUUAAAUCUUCCAAAGUUUCUUGUUGAGAGAUCAUACCUUGUAGCAUUAAGUAAAUUGAAAUAUUUAACACACAAAAAUCUGACAAAAUGACCGCCAUUGAAACCUCUGCAGUUUUGAGAUGUUCGCUGAAAGUUCAAGUUUGAUGCUUCAAGAAUACCAAAUUCUAAUCCAGCACUCUCCCUGUGUGUUCAGCAGUACCCGCCUUCUCCAGCUAAUGGUUAUCAACAUGUUCUCAGUGGACAACACAGCCCUGAAAGGUCAGUCCUCAGACUUUUUUUAGCCAGUUGGUCUUUAGAAAACUUUGGACAGUAGGACAGUUCAUUAAGGUUGAGAUCUUUUCAUGCUUGCCUUUAAGGAAACUCAAUGUGUGUUCUGCCUGGAUUUUUGUUUGUUUGGUAACUCAUCAAUCAUUUGAUCAUUGUCCCAGUCUGUUGACAACAUUGUCAGUUCUCCUGACACUUCAACAAAUAACCAAAGUCCUGACCAGUCUGAUGACCACUAAAUCUAAAAUAUGAAAGCAGACUCACAAAAAUAUUUAUUGGCGUAUAACACGCCCCCGCGUAUAACACGCACCCGCGUAUAACACGCACCUCAAUUUAAGAAAGAAAUUACAGGAAAAAACUAAACAUUAUAUAGGAGUAUAACACGCACACAUCAUUUGCCCCCUAUUUUCAGGGAGAAAAGGUGCGUGUUAUACGCCAAUAAAUACGGUGUGUAUAUAUAUAUAUAUAUAUAUAUAUAUAUAUAUAUAUAUAUAUAUAUAUAUAUAUAUAUAUAUNNNUAUAUAUAUAUAUAUAUAUAUAUAUAUAUAUAUAUAUAUAUAUGUUGUUUUAGAGCAUUUACUGCAAACAUUUUUGAUGAUGCCAGGGGUACUAAAAUAGCCUUUUUUUUUUUUAGUGCUAAGAAAUUUUAGAGAAAUAACAGGUGCUGAUAUAAAACUAAAUAUUCUGUGUUAUUUAGAAUGAGGCAUUACAUUCUUUUAGAACCAUGGAAUGGGUUCCUCUUUUUGUCUGUUUUAAACAAACUCUUGUAGGUGUCUCUAAAUUUUGUAUUCAGAGCUAUAUAAAUUAUGAAGUUGCAAGAGCUAUUUAAGCACACCACCAGAUUGAUCAUUUGGUACAUUAGACUGCCUAUGUUCAGAGGGCUGUCAUCUGUCAGAAGGUAUGUCACUUGUUCUGGUGCAACCACUGGGAGGGAUAUAGCGGUACAGCUUAGGGUGUACAUUCCACAGACAGCCAGCAGAGUCUUUGUAGUUUGGUACUUUGAAGAUUUUUUCGCACCUGCCCUUGUUAAUUUCCUCCGCCUCGAUGCUGCGACUUUUAUCUUGAUGCAUAUAACCAUACACCCGAGAAAUGUGAAAAGGGGAGCAAUCCUCAUGCUGAGGUUGGCCCAAGCCUCCUCACAGGCAGAGAUGGCGGGCCGGUCAUGCCUGAACAUGGGCGAGCGUUGUAUGUAGCUGUAAGAUGAGUUCUGUGACAGGUCAUGAAGGGAAGUCACCUCAAACCAAAAUGUGGUGUACAAAACAUUGAGGUACCAAAAUAUAAAAACUAUCACCAUCAUGAUCCAGGUUCUUUUUGGGGUCAUGAUCCUUGAGAAUUUGAGUGGGAAGAACACUGCAGCGAGCCUCUCGAUCGUUAUCAACAUUGGUAGAGUGAUGGAGACGUAACCAGAAGAGUAAUCGAUUAUUAAGAAAAGUUCAAAGCUGAUGAAGAGGAUUUUGUCAGUUAGCUUGGAAAAUGAGAAUAGUGUGUACCCGAGUCCGGCGUAGAUCAUUUUCGGGACGCUGUUGAAUCCGAGAAGAAACAGCAAGUCGCUGACAGCCAGACCAAAGAGGAGAACGUUUGAGGAUUUCUUCAAGCUCUGUUUCACCAGCACCAGGAUGCUGAGUAUAUUGCCAAUGAUACCCACAAGUGAGACAGCUGGGGUGACACCAAAUAGCAGGAUGAGCUUGAUAUUAUGGGCUGCUGUGGUGUCCACAAGUGGCUGUGUUGUGCUGUUUUUAAAUGUUAGCAUAUUGAAAGGACUUGGAACAAUAAUUUUUUUUAAAAAUUAAAGGUGUUUAAUUAUUCUCUUAUGACAUACGGUUGUCUUAUUUUUAACUAUUUUUAAGUCACCUACAAUAUCCUUUCAUUUUCUAAGAUCUAUCCUUUAUCAUCUCCAAAACAUUAUUUAACUGUCAAUGCCUACAUUAAUUUUGUAAAAGUGAUGCCUAUGACGUUUAUUUGCUCUAAGUUUUGUGAAACUUCCUUUUUGAAAUUCUCCCUUUUAAAAAUAAAAAAUUAUCUAUAUAUAUAUAUAUAUGUAUAUAUAUAUACACAUCUUGGUUUUCUAUAGUCACAGCUCUGAUAUUUUUAAAAGAAUCUGAGAAUCGUAUUAUAAGUGGACAUCUUUAACCUAAGUUGGGUUGGAUCAAUAUGAAUGCAAAUACUUUUUUUUUUUAAUGGCUAAAAUUUGUUUUAGUUGAAGUUGAGUCAAUAAAAAGAUUUAAUUGAAUUAUCUUUCUGUUUGAACAAUGUAACAGUGUGCAAAUAUAUUUAAACAUAGAAAUGCAUGAGCAAACAUCACCAUUAAAUUACUCUCUAGUCUUUUUUGAAAUUAUCUCAUUUUUCAAUUUUUAAAUAAGUUGAUUUAGUGGAAGAUUCUUUUGCAAUUAUCAUUUUUUUUUUUUUUAAAUGAGUUUGCCAUACUGAAUUUAUAUGCAUAGCAAAAAUAAAUAAUAACUAGAAAUCUUUACCAUAAUUGGAAAAAGCAGUUCUAUUAUUUUCCUAUAUUAGUUGAGAAUUAUAUAAAAUCUAUACAAACAUGCAUUUGGGUGAAGCAAUGAGGUUUAAUAAANUUUUUUUAAAUUUUCUUAUUUUUCAAUUUUUAAAUAAGUUGAUUUAGUGGAAGAUUCUUUUGCAAUUUUUUUUUUUUUUUUUUUUAAAUGAGUUUGCCAUACUGAAUUUAUAUGCAUAGCAAAAAUAAAUAAUAACUAGAAAUCUUUACCAUAAUUGGAAACAGCAGUUCUAUUAUUUUCCUAUAUUAGUUGAGAAUUAUAUAAAAUCUAUACAAACAUGCAUUUGGGUGAAGCAAUGAGGUUUAAUAAAAAUGAGAACAAACAUUGCAUGAUUAUAUUGCAAUUAACUAUGAGCUAUAAUAAGGGGCGUGGGGUGGGGGGGGGGUGGGGUGGGGUGGGGGGGAUUCCCUCUGUUUAAGUAAUCCAAAUAGGAAUUAUAGAAUAAGGUUUUUUCCCCACAGAUCAAAUAUUGGGCUCCAAAGGGAGCUGCUAACACUAAGUAAACUGUCAUUAGUUUUUUUAUCAAGAAAACUCUAAUUGUGCUAAUUAGUCUUGCUUCAGAUAUAAUUUAUGGCACACAAUAGAUAUAAGGAACAGCAAUGGGGACUGUACUUUACUUUUUUUUUUAAUAUUCAUAUUCUAUGCAAGACUUGAAACAUAUCUGUAACUUAUCAGUUUAUAAACAUUUGAAUGGAAUUGUUUUGUUUUUUUAUGCCUAAGCAAAUAUUUUAUCAUAGUUUUUUUCCAUACCAUUAUUGGAGAAACCUACAGGCAUUUGUUUAUUUAGCACUGAUGUGCGAUUUAGUUUUGUUUAAAUUUGGUAUUUUGUCUGUGCUUUAGCAACAGCAUUGUUUAUUUCGUUGUGAUAUUGCCAUAAUUAUAAGGAAUUAUUUGGAACUCAGUAGGGAAAAGCAGGUGAUUAUGAAGUACCCUGUAUUAUAGCUGAAACUUAAUCUCAUUUGGAAACAUUCCAUGGCUUAUAGCUGAAACUAAUCUGUCUCAUUUGGUAACAUUCCCUGGAUUAUACCUGAAAGUAAUCUGUCUCCUUUGGUAACAUUCCCUGGAUUAUACCUGAAAGUAAUCUGUCUCAUUUGGUAACAUUCCCUGGAUUAUACCUGAAACUAAUCUGUCUCAUUUGGUAACAUUUUUUUUAGUAUCAAUUACAACAAAAAGAGUUUAACCUUAACCUGCAAUUGUUUUUUUUUUUUUUUUGUUGCUCAUUAACUAUAUUUUCUUUUAUCUUGAUGUUUAGAUUAGUCUCUUGAUAUCAAUUACAACAAAAAGAGUUUAACCUUAACCUGCAAUUGUUUUUUUUUUUUUUUGUUGCUCAUUAACUAUAUUUUCUUUUAUCAUGAUGUUUAGAUGAGUCUCUUGAGGAGCAGUGUCGGUCUGUGUUGCAAGAACAUGCUGUGGAGAUUGGACUUGAGAUGUUUGGACUGCUGGUGAGGAGGAGCUGUGAGCUGCUGACUGCACAGAUAGAAGCACAAAACAGCCGCAAGAAAGGUAGCGAUGGUGGCACCAUUUGGGAGACCAAUGGUUCAAAUUGUCAUUAUAAAAGUGGUAGCACCGACGGGGAGACUAAUGGUUCAGGUUGUCAUUGUAACGAUGGUGGCACUGUCAGGGAGACUAAUGGUUCAAGUUUUUUUGGUGGUUUUUUAUGUCCAAGAUGAAAAGAAAACUGCCCAAGAUUUGAAUAAUUUCCUUAUUGGCUCACAUUGAUCAGCUUAAACCUUCAAUGUAAAAAAUGUGAACAUGCACCAAAUCAAAUUUUCAACAGCCAUAGUCUGCAGAAAAUUCAAUAUAUUUUUUUGGGUGGUUCUAUUACAAUGGAGGAUACCAUUAUAGUAGCCAUUCAAAUGUAGAAUCCUUUAGUUAAUUUUUAACCCUCAAACACCUUAAUAUUUGUAGUUAACCUUAACAAGUAGGGAACAAUUGGAAAUCUCAGACAAUGGCCCCGGACAAAUAUCCAAUUCUUUUCAAGUAUUCACAUCGGCACAUACUACUAUUACUAAAGAUGCAGAUAUGAAUAAUUAUAAGUGAUAAUGCACUGUGAAUUUUUUCAUGAAUAAUGUACAAAUGGUACUUGGAUUUGUACCCGGAUUUGGCAAGUAGUGGCACUAAAAAACUCGGAUUCGGUACCUGGUUAAAAUGUCUAACUGGUUGUUCCCUAUAAUCAAGUAUCAGUUAUAUCUGCUACUCAUGUGUCUUGCAAAUAACAGCAGUGAACGAUUUCCAUCUGAUCGUGCCUAGGAGAAAGCAGUGAGAAUCCUCUACCCCCAAAGAAAGCCAGCCUGAGUAGAGCAGACAGCUACGUUCCACUGGAUGAAGACCUUCACCUCAUGCUGCCAGCUCUCAAAACAUGGGUGGACUGGAUGAUGUGUCACCCACACCUUUGGAACCCACAGCCUCUGAACAGGCCUCCGGACCUCGGGUAAGCUUGACUGUGUACUUUGACUACUUGUGCUACCUCCUUGUUAGUAAACAAGCAAAACAAAGUAUGGGCAAACCUGAAAAGGGGAUGCAACAAAACAACGAUCGUGUUGGCAAGAAGUUUUCUUCAGCGAACACAUAACAGUAAAACAAUAUCAAAGUAAACACCUAGCUGCAGUGUAGUAUAUGAGAGGGCAGCAGGAGGAAUGUGAUAGGCAAAUAGUUGGUGAGAGGGCGAAAACAGACAAAAUUGGAUGAAAGAGAGGAAAGUAAGUCCACUGGGAUUGGUUGUAACAUUGAAAGGGGUGGUGGCAGAGAAAGGGUUUAAGUGAAUGAGAACAUGACAUUCAAGCCAUGUGGUUGUGGUAUCACCACAUCCUCUUGCUGUCCUCUCGCAUAUUACAUUGCAGCUAAGUGUUUAUUUUUAAUUUAUGUUGUUUUUACAGUUCUUUUUUCACUGAAGAAGGCUUCUUGCCGUCACGUUCGUUGAUUUGUACAUCCUUUUUUCAGGUUUUCCCAUUCUUUGUUGUGUCUGUUUCCUUUUACAUAACCUGACUGCAAAGUCCCUCCCCUUUAGUACUCUUUGUCAGUACUCUUGACUACUUGUGCCAGCUCCUUGUUGGUGCUGUGACUACUUAUGCUACCUCAUUACCAGUCAUUUGACUAAUUGUGCUGCCCCAUUAUUAGUUAAUUAAUUCAGGAUAUUCAGUUUCUUUUCAUUUCCUAUGACUGAGUAAAAAAUCCAUAUUAUAAUUAAAUCAAUUAAAAUUAUUUCUGGCUGCUCACGAGUCUGACAGGAUUUGAAACUGUGGGUGUAAUAUGGAAAUGUCAUUAAGCAUUAUUUCGAUAGCCAUUUAAAUUAAUCAUUGUUAUUGAUUUGAAGCUUGCCCAAGUCAAAUGAUAAAGCUGACAUUAAAGACACAUGAUUUAUUAGACAUUUUGGGCAUGCAGUAAUGUUUGGAUCACAGAGAAGGACCUUAAACCCAUGUGGUCAAGUUUGUUUAACCUGAUGAUGGUUCUCAAUCAAAAUUAAAUUCUUUUACUUUUAGUCCACAAAUAGAUGUGUGGAAAAAUCUGGCUACUUUUUGUGACCUCUUGAAUGCUGUGGAUACAAAACAAGGUUGUUUGAUAAGAGAGCAAAAGGAAGGUUGGUUAUAAGCUGUUUUUUUAAACUGAAUUAAAUAAGAGUUUCGUUAAUAAAUUUCCUGCGAAGCUUAAACUGUACUGUUGUACUCAAAGGAAAUCUUUGGUAUUAUUAAGGAAACUUUAAGUUCUUUUAAUUCAACCACUUCUUGUUCCUUUACAGUUUUUUUUAUGUAGCCUAUUGUUCCGUUUAUUUUUUAAAUCUCAUUUUAUUCACACACAGGCUUGUCAGAAAAUUCCCUUUUAAGUAGAAUUCAAACUGGCUAAUAUCCUGAAAUUGAAACUUUUAAAACAGUGUUUCCCAACCUUUUUGGCCCCACAACCCCCUGAGCACCUAAAAAGCUUUAAUGUACCCCUUGUCUUGUUUAACAUCCCCUUCCUCCCCUUUUGAAAUGUAAAACACCCCCUCCCUCCCAACUAAGUGCCCCCCCCCCAAUCUUAAAAAUUGCCCACCUGUUCUUUAUUGUAUGCCACAUGUUGGUAAAACACUUGUUUCAAGUAUAAUUUUAAAAGCCAACAUAUUACCCCUUUUUAAAUGUAAAACACCCCCCCCCUCCCAACUAAGUGCCCCCCCCCCCCCAAUCUUAAAAAUUGCCCACCUGUUCUUUAUUGUAUGCCACAUGUUGGUAAAACACUUGUUUCAAGUAUAAUUUUAAAAGCCAACAUAUUCACUAUGUUAUCAUGUAUGAAACAGGUUAUGAGCCAGUGAUUCUUCACGAGGAUACAACAUUAGCUGGUUUUGUUCCAAUGUUGAGUGCGCCUCAGGAGGUGUUCUACGCUGACUCCACCAUUGACAAAGAAAUAGCUGAAGAUUGGCUGAGGAUAGAAAAACUGAGGCUGUUUGGAGAGUAUCUCUGUGGGGUUGAGCCACCUCUGCUGGCCUACAAUGUGGAGAGUGGCAAGUACUAUUCUGUGGCCCCAUCACCCACACGGUCUGAGGAGAAACUUGUCGGCGAUGAGGCAAGGGACUCUGGAGAGGAUGUAAGACUUUUUUUUUAAAAAAUCAUCUUAUAUAUGUAACCCUACUAGUGUAUUUUUCAAACAUAUAUUUUGUUAAUAUAUAGAUAUAAAUGAGAAUUAUUGUUUCUUACAUGAUAUGAAAUGUGUAAAUCACCUUAAAUCGGAAACACAAAAACUACGCUAUGUUGAGUUCUACAAUAAAAAGUAUUUAAAGCAAAUUUUUUCAUGAAAUAGCUCUCUAAAUUAGGGUAAUCAUGUUGUGAUAAUAAGAUUUUACUGUUAAAAAAUUGUAUUUGUGAUCUGAAGGCAAACUAAUUGUAUUUUCACUAAACUCAAAUUCAGAAAAUCAUUAAACAUUAUUUUAAUAAUGGACAUGAAAUAAUUAAAAAUGUGACACCAUAUUUGCUUGCUAUCAGUCUGAUGAUGUCAUAAUUGAACAUGAUGACUCGGAUGGAGACUCCACCAAAGACAACAAAGAGAAGAAUGACAUUGAGCUGCUGAAAGCUAAGAAGGCAGAGCUGAAUAGGCAGAGGGAGGAGCGGGAGAAGAAUAAGGAGAACAUGGAGGUCUGUUACUUUGGCUGUUUCAAAGCUUAUGUGGAACAAACUUUUUUAAUGUAAACAUUAUCUUAAAUUUUAAAGAUUCAAGACUUUACUGAUGUAGUAGAGUUUUUAAAGAAUGAUUCUUACUUAUAUUGUUGGCACUUUAAAAUAAAAAUAGCACUUAGUUCUAUUAUUUUUACGAGAUAAAUCACAUCUGUUGUGUUUGAAUGUGACAAAAAACAACUCAUCUGAAACUUAAGCUUACUCUGCACAUUUGUUUUUCCUAUCAGGCAAUAUUAGACAGCCACAGACAUGCCAAGAUUGAGCUUGAAAUCUGUCCAAUUUUCCUCAUCCCUGACACCAACUGCUUCAUUGACCAUUUUUCAACAUUGAAGAAAAUUCUCCAAACUAAAAAAUAUACAUUGGUUGUUCCCCUUGUUGGUGAGUUUCCACAGUAUUUGAAAACAAAUGUUGUUCUUUAAUUUUCUGCCCCAUGAAUUAAAUUGUAUACAUUUGAAAUAAUCAUUAAUGCAGAAAAAAAUUAGCGUGUAUUUUAUUUUUCUUGUCACCUAUAUUCAUAUUGACAUCUCCAAAUUUGAGUGCUUAGCAAUCUAACAGACGAAAAAUUAAGCAGUUAAAAAGAACCCGUUCGGAAUAUUUGUUUUUUUUCGCAUUUGUCCUUCACAUGUGAAGGUGACCAAGAGUACGGAGGUGGCUUGUCAGUUCUAUUUUUACCUGGAAACCUCCCUCACACGUGGGACACACAUUUUUUUGGAUCCUUGGUGGAUUUGAGUUGAUUCUGCUUUUCCUUGCUGUGUGCUUCCUUUGGGAGUGAUCAGUGCACCGAUUCUUUGAGGACUUUGCUCAGUCAGUGAGUCUUCCAUGAUCCAUAGCAAGUGUCUCCCACGAAUCAAGGUCACUAUCCAAGGAUUGAGUGAAGCUUUUAGAUAUCCUCCAAGCAUUUUUUUUUCUGCCCACCAUCUGAGCGUUUACCACUGGAGAGUUCGCCGAGCAUUAGUAGUUUGGGAAGUAUGCAUUCUUGCAACAGCUCUGCCCAUCUUGCUUGUCCUUUUGAAACUAUACGCUGAUUUCAACACAAGCAAAUGACUCAACAGUAAUCUCUAUUUGGCUGUUUCAAAACAUUCCUGAAUCAGUUGCAAAAUUAAGCAGAUGUCAAACUAAUGUCACAGUGGGGACUCCCUUACAUUCCAGCACAUUUCUCCUGCCGUAUACGUUAGUGUGAUAGCAAAAGUUUGCAUGCUCAACUUUAAGAAUUAACACAGAAAGUGUUGUAAAUGUUGUAAAAAAUGUUUUUUGGUUCCUUUGAGCUUUCUUAAGAAAUAUAAUAAUAUUGUUUAUUCAGUGAUUAAUGAGCUGGAUGGCUUAACUAGAGGGGCAAGAGACAAGCAGUACGACAGCCCUGACCAUGCACACAAAGUCAAGACACAGGCACAGGCAGCCAUUGAGUUCUUAGAGGCAGAGUUUGAGGUUAAAAACCCAAAUUUGAGGGCGCAAACUGCCAAGGGCUCUAUUCUAGAAACUAUUGCCUUCAGGAG
Messenger RNA from Lymnaea stagnalis (great pond snail), 17360 nucleotides. NCBI's taxonomy places the organism in Eukaryota, Metazoa, Mollusca, Gastropoda, Lymnaeidae. The record is from the annotation of a GenBank genome assembly.